Lachnellula hyalina is the source of this 321-nucleotide messenger RNA. RefSeq names its product Anaphase-promoting complex subunit (gene apc13). Bases 1 to 321 code for a protein of 106 amino acids. Gene Ontology annotation, cellular component: anaphase-promoting complex. Lineage: Eukaryota; Fungi; Ascomycota; Leotiomycetes; Helotiales; Lachnaceae. The record is from RefSeq and is a predicted model, not a curated record. The transcript is spliced from 2 exons. Gene Ontology annotation, biological process: positive regulation of mitotic metaphase/anaphase transition.
AUGUCUAAAGAUUCCUCAUACACCUACAUCCACUUCAACCGACCCCGCGACGCGGACCUCUUCGAAGACUUCUGCAAAGAUAAGCUCCCCGACGACGAAAUAUACGUGCCGCCACACAACCAGCCCAUCAACCCCGAAGACGAAGACGAUGUAGUCCCUGACCAGCACGCGGCAUUUGGGAUUCAGCGCGCGACGCAGAAAGUGAAGGAGCCGGCGUGGAAGGAUUUGGGGCUUGCGGAUUUGAUGAAGAAGGGACCGGAUGGGAAGAAGAAGGCGACGGGAAGCGGAUUUAAACCUAGGACUAGAUUCAUGCCUAGGUAA